Messenger RNA from Acanthocheilonema viteae, 2184 nucleotides. NCBI's taxonomy places the organism in Eukaryota, Metazoa, Nematoda, Chromadorea, Rhabditida, Onchocercidae. The record is from the annotation of a GenBank genome assembly.
AUGAGAUGCGAGUGUGACAUAUUAGGACAAGAGGAGAUGGGUGAGUGCGGUUCGUGUUACAUAGUGACGAUGGUACGUGAGUGCGUCAAUGUUCGACAACGACUUGCCUAUUCUUUACUAAGUGGUCACUCGGUGACCAUUUCCGGGAUACGUCCUUAUGAUAAUGAGCCUGGAAUAAAAGAUUUCGAAUCAAAACUUUUACUGUUAUUGGAAAAGAUAACUAAUGGUACGCGAAUCAGGAUUAGCCAAACAGGUACCGAGGUUUCAUUCUCACCUGGCAUGAUCACGGGUGGAAAACUCAUUUUCGAUUGCGGUAGUGACCGAUGCAUAAGCUAUUUUCUGGAACCUUUGUUAAUGCUUGCUCCCUUUUGUAAGUAUCCAAUCAACAUAAAACUUCAAGGAAUAACCAACGCUCCAUAUGAGUUGAGCGUUGACACCAUUCGUGCAACAUGGCUUCCAGUUUUCAAUAAAUUUGUAUUCGCGUCUGAUUUGCCAGAAAUUAAGAUUGUUGCUCGAGGUUACAAACCGGAUGGUGGUGGAUGCGUACUGUUGACUUUACCAAUAAUAAGAACCCUCCGUCCGGUACAGUGCAAAAUACUGGGAAAAAUAUGCAAAAUACGCGGAAUCGCAACUGUUUCCAAAGUUUCUCCAUCUAUAGCACAUCGUAUAAUUCACGCAGCAAAAGAGACUCUUCGUGAUUACAUUGCUGACAUUUAUAUCACUGUUGACCAAAGAAAGGGAGCAUCUGGUGGAAGUUCUCCUGGUUUUGGUCUUUUUUUAACUGCCGAAACUACGGAAGGAAUCGUUUAUCAUGGUGAAGCUGUAUCAAAACCGAAAGAUGAACAAGGCAACCCAGCUGUGCCGGAGGACGUUGGACACAUCGCUGCUUGCCAGUUGUUGGAUCAGAUUUUUGCAGGGGGAUGUGUUGACACUACAGCUCAAGCUCUAGCGGUGACUUUCAUGGUACUCUGCGAAAAAGAUGUCAGCACAUAUCUGUUUGGGCCUCUUUCUGCCUACUGUAUAUACACAUUGCGGAACUUGAAGAAAUACUUCGAGAUAACUUUCAAAAUAGAUAAUUGGAACGAGCUAUGUGGAAAUGAAGAGCAGAGGUUGAUGGAAGUACCAGUCGUACCGUGGGAUGAUUUCCUGAUAAAAUGUGCAAGUGUAGGUGGUGAAGUUAAUAUGCCUGGGCUGCUUGAAUCUGAGUGGGAAUGGCUUAAACAGUUGUGCGAACUGGCCGAUGAAGAUUGCUGUUCAGAAGUUAAUAAUUUAUUCCAGCAAGUAACAUUCACUCUGAGAUUGGAUGCUAGCAGUUAUUUUUUGAAGCUACACUGGACUAAAUUUUUUCCUGCAGUUAGUCCUGAAGUGGUCACCAAUUUGGGUUCUGCAUUUCAACAUUCAUGGCAAAAUAACGAUACGCUUUGUUCGUUGUAUCAUCGAUUCGUUGAAUGCUGUAUGAGGAUUGAUCAGGCAGUGAAACUGUGCUCAGAUGUCAAAUAUCCAUUUACGUUUAUGAAGUGGGCGAUCGAUGAAGACGACCCCACCUGUAUAGCCGUUACAUUGUUAUGCAAAGAAUGGCAUACAAGAAAAAACUUUCAGCUGUUUUUGGUGGUUGACUGGUUAGAACCCAAUACUUUUCCGCGUGAACUCAUUUCUUCUGCUCCCGAAUUUCUUCAGGGCUUGCGAUUUGAUGAAUGGGAUUCAUCAAAUGUGUUUGCUGAUAAUUUGAAUCGAAUUUUCCUACCUGAAAAUAAAGUACCUGAAAAUACGGUUAUGGUGGCGGAACAUCUCAAAGAACCAAAAAGUAUUAUUUUCGAAGAUGGCCCAAUGAGCAAUGACGAUUUCACCAAUGAAUUUCAUUCGCUACCAUGCAAGAUUAAAUACGAUGGACCAGCAAAAGUAUCACAGUAUUUUAUUACCGAGAAAUUAGGAGAUGAAAGAAGAGUCGCAACAUUUCGAGGACGUAUUUUGAAUGGAGUAAAGCAACAGUUUCCAAAUGGCUACCGCUUAUAUAUUGUUGUAGAAAAAGACAAUAAAGAUAACAGUCGUAUUUUCGAAAUUGCUGGUUCAGCAAUAUCAUUUAUGCGAUGGGAAUAUGAUCGUAAUACCAGUUAUCAGUCAUCUCUUGUUCGAGCAAUCGACUAUGUCAAUAUUGCGGAAGCAUUUGCUAAGGAUGAUGAUUGA